Messenger RNA from Scomber japonicus (chub mackerel), 3915 nucleotides. It is a transcript of the gene kcnh2b, whose product is annotated as potassium voltage-gated channel, subfamily H (eag-related), member 2b. Bases 1 to 3915 code for a protein of 1304 amino acids. Gene Ontology annotation, molecular function: inward rectifier potassium channel activity. The record is from RefSeq and is a predicted model, not a curated record. Gene Ontology annotation, cellular component: membrane. NCBI's taxonomy places the organism in Eukaryota, Metazoa, Chordata, Actinopteri, Scombriformes, Scombridae. Gene Ontology annotation, biological process: potassium ion transmembrane transport; regulation of ventricular cardiac muscle cell membrane repolarization; regulation of heart rate by cardiac conduction. The transcript has 22 exons.
AUGCCGGUCCGGAGGGGCCAUGUGGCUCCGCAGAACACUUUCCUGGACACCAUCAUCAGGAAAUUCGACAGUCAAAGUCGCAAGUUUGUCAUUGCCAAUGCAAGAGUGGAGAACUGCGCCAUCAUCUUCUGCAACGAUGGCUUCUGCCACAUGUGUGGUUAUUCGCGCGCUGAGAUCAUGCAGAAGCCGUGCACGUGCAACUUCCUGUACGGACAUGACACCAAGCGGCUGGCCAUUGCUCAGAUGGCACAGGCCCUGCUGGGGUCAGAGGAGAGGAAAGUGGAAAUCAACCUUUACCGCAAAGACGGUCAGUGCUUCCUGUGUAUGGUGGACGUGGUGCCGGUUAAGAACGAGGAUGGCUUGGUGAUCAUGUUCAUCCUCAACUUCGAGGUCAUGUCAGACGACACACUCAAAGACCACAACCAGGAGCUCAACCACCGCCUGCCCACCUGGCUUGUUACAGGUCGUCCACGAGGCUUCAAGCUGCGUCUUCCCCUGCUGCGCUCCCUGUCUAACAGUAAAGUGUCUCUGGACGACGCAGAGGUCGGUCAGAUCCCCACUGCUACACCCCUGCCUCUGCACCAGGACCACCAAAGUCGGGAGUCCCUAAGCUUGGGAGAGUUCCUGCCCUUGCCCCACAUUCCACCAGACCACAAAGAGCCGAUCAGUAGAAGCAGGUCAGCUCUACAAGGUUGGCCAGAAGACCAGGAAGACCAGCGCACUUUACUGAGCUCUGAGCCUCCUGCUCCCCCUCCACCUCCUUGCCCUCCACACGGAUCUCACCUGGUAGGAUCCAGUCACACCCAGUCGUCGCCCUGCAUAGUGCCCCACCACCGCCUCAGCCUUAACCCGGACGGCUCGGUCUCCAAUUGCACCUUGUCACACGGCCGCUCGCGAGAGAGCUUCCACAGCAUGCGGCGCGCCUCCUCCGUAGACGAGAUCGAGGCCAUGAGGCCCGACUGGGACCGAAAGAACCGGAGGGCGAGUGUCCGACCGGGCAGCAGCAGCACCGGUGCAGUAAACAGUAAAUCCAACAUACUGAACUCCACAUCAGACUCAGACCUCAUGCGGUACCGCACCAUCUCCAAAAUCCCUCAGAUCACGCUCAACUUUGUGGAUUUCAAACCGGACCCGCUCAUCGCCCUGCCCUCUGGGGAGAUGGACAUCAUAGCUCCGUGCAAACUCAUCGACCGGACGCAUCACGUCACGGAGAAAGUCACGCAGGUGCUGUCUCUGGGUGCAGAUGUGUUGCCAGAGUACAAGCUCCAGGCUCCUCGCAUCCACAAGUGGACAGUGUUACACUACAGCCCCUUCAAGGCGGUGUGGGACUGGCUCAUCCUGCUGCUGGUCAUCUACACCGCCAUCCUGACUCCUUACUCAGCCGCCUUCCUCCUAGAUGAUCAGGAAGAUUCAUCCUUGCAGAAUUGUGGAUACUGCUCUCCUCUCAACGUGGUGGACCUCAUCGUGGAUAUUAUGUUCAUUAUCGAUAUCCUCAUCAACUUCAGGACGACCUAUGUGAACACUAACGAUGAGGUGGUGAGCCACCCAAUGCGCAUCGCCGUCCACUACUUCAAAGGCUGGUUCCUCAUUGACAUGGUGGCUGCCAUUCCCUUUGACCUGCUCAUCUACCGCAGCGGAGAGGAGACCACCACUCUGAUCGGUCUGCUGAAAACAGCUCGUCUCCUGCGAUUGGUCCGCGUAGCCAGAAAACUGGACCGCUACUCAGAGUACGGCGCGGCUGUCCUCUUCCUCCUCAUGUGCACCUUCGCCCUCAUCGCUCACUGGCUGGCCUGCAUCUGGUAUGCCAUUGGCAGUGUAGAGAGAAACGGUUCAAUCGGCUGGCUCCACACACUGGGGGACCAGCUGGGUAAACACUACAACGGUACCGUCCCAGGCUCAGGACCCUCCAUCAAAGACAAGUACGUCACGGCUCUGUACUUCACCUUCAGCAGUCUGACCAGUGUGGGCUUUGGAAAUGUGUCUCCCAACACCAACUCUGAGAAGAUCUUCUCCAUCUGUGUUAUGCUCAUUGGCUCCCUGAUGUACGCCAGCAUCUUUGGGAACGUGUCAGCCAUCAUCCAGCGGCUGUACUCAGGGACAGCCCGCUACCACACCCAGAUGCUGAGAGUCAGGGAGUUCAUCCGCUUCCACCAGAUCCCCAACCCGCUCCGGCAGAGGCUGGAGGAGUAUUUCCAACACGCCUGGUCCUACACCAACGGCAUCGACAUGAACGCCGUGCUGAAAGGUUUUCCAGAGUGUCUCCAGGCGGAUAUCUGCCUCCAUCUGAACAGAACAUUGCUGCAGAACUGUAAGGCUUUUAAAGGCUCUACUAAGGGCUGCCUCAGGGCUUUAGCCAUGAAGUUCAAGACCACCCACGCACCCCCGGGUGACACGCUGGUCCACGCCGGGGACGUCCUCACCGCCCUCUACUUCAUAUCCAGAGGAUCCAUAGAGAUACUGAGAGGGGAUGUGGUGGUAGCCAUCCUAGGAAAGAACGACAUAUUCGGCGAGCCUAUCAACCUGUAUUCCAGACCAGGUAAAUCCAACGCUGAUGUGAGGGCUCUAACAUACUGCGACCUCCACAAAAUCUUUAGAGAAGAUGUUCUGGAGGUGCUGGACAUGUAUCCUGAGUUUGCGGAACACUUCUGGAGCAACCUGGAAAUCACCUUCAACCUGCGAGAUACCAACAUGAUCCCAGGCUCUCCCAGCAGUGACGACUCUAAAUGUGGGGGGUUCAACAAAUUGCGCAGACGCAAGUUAUCAUUCCGACGACGCACAGAAAAAGAUGAUGCAGAUGCUGGUGAAAUUAAAAAGUCUCACAAGUCUGUGCGGCGAAGACAGAGGGAAGCAGCCAACAACCAAAAACAGGAGGAGGCAUCAAAGAGGCAGUGGGAGGCUCAUCGAACCUCUGUGUCUUCCCACUCCAGUGGUGAUGAGGGGGAGGAGUCAGUUGUGACCGGACUCGCCCCUCCGCCUGCGAUGCUGGAGAGUCCGCCGGCUCUGGCCACACCCAUGAACUUCAACGACAACACCGAGGGUGAGGGAGACCCCAAGACUGGCAACACCUGCAACGCCCUGUCAGGUGCGUUCUCGGGCGUGUCCAACAUCUUUAGUUUCUGGGGGGAGAGUCGAGGGGGCGGUCAGUACCAGGAGGUUCCCAGCUGCAGCCUGGCCUCCCCUCCGCCCCUCAACACGCCUCUGCACAGCCUGAGCCGACAGCAACGCAACCAGCUGGACACACGUCUGGAAAUGCUGCAGAAACAGCUCAACAGGUUGGAGAGUCGCAUGUCAACAGACAUCGGAGCGAUCAUGCAGCUGCUGCAGAGACAGAUGGCCCUGGUUCCCCCUGCUUACAGCGCCGUCUCAUCACCACCUCAGGCCUCACCGUAUCCUGGUCCAGGUCCAGGACCAGGUCCAGGAGAGAGACUGGUUCAGCCUGUUACACCUCUGGAGACAGACAUUCUGGCCUCCUUGUCAGAGAUCUUGGAUUCCCAGGACUUUGAGGAGUUCCCACCCAAACCUCUUGACUCUCUGCAACCCCAGGAGUCACCACUGAUCAACACCACCCAGAGCCAGCCCGCCCCCUCUGGCCUGGACAGCCUGGGGCAACAUCUGGAGCUGGAGCUCGGACUGGGAACAGGGGCUGCAGUCAUUUCAGGGCCAGCAGUAGGUUCAGGUUCAGGUUUAGGGUUAGAUUUAGGGAGCGGGGCAGCAGUGGGGUCAGGUUUAGGAGCGGAGUUAGACUUUGGUUCAGGGGCGUGUAUGGGGGCCGGGGUGGAGCCGGAAGCUGGAGCUGGAGCUGGGGUAUCUACCCUGGAUCCCGAAACCCAAAGGAGGAUGUCCCUCCAAGAACCACAGACAUCUCUGGACUCACGGACACCACAGAGACACAGCUCCGACCCAGGGGGGAGCUAA